UAAUCACUUGAAGUCAGAACACAGAGCACAUGUGCAGUUUAGCUAACUAAACGUGCUCAUUUUACAAGCUUUAUUUUGAAAUUUGUCGUCGUUCAAUUUGAUAUCAGUGCGUCAAACAUGUUUCACUUUACACUGCUGGUCAUCAAUAUCUUAAUCUCGUGGAUCUCAUUUGUUUCACCUGAAGUAAAGAGUGUGGACAUUCAAACAGGUUAUGAUCCUGGCUCGUGUGGCAAGAAGGAACGUGGUUUGUUAAAAUUGAUCAAAGAUCGUUCAAAUAAUGAUAAACUGUUAAUUUGCAAGGAAGAAAAUGGAGUUUAUGCCUGGAAAACAACGGACGGUUCCAAUCCCGCCGGAGAAUAUUUCAAUCCCGGCUACGAUUGCACGGACAUUCUGAAUAAGAAUUUCGAGUCUAGAGACGGAUUUUAUUGGAUAAAUUUGAAUCGAGGUGCUCCCAAGAGGGUUUAUUGUGACAUGACAACAGACGGUGGGGGAUUUGCGCUGAUUGGUAAACUCAACAGUUCUGUAACAUGGAAAGUUCCGUCCAAAAACACAACAGUUGAUCCAUUUGGUGAAUCUCAGUGGUCCAGUGAUCUCGGUGACGCUCCAGUUCUUGAUUUCAGAAUACAAGUGUCGACAACGGAGAACAUCGCCAAAGCAAAUGCUCACUGGUCCUACCGGCUGCAAAGUAUUCGUCCUCUUAAAAAUAUCAUGAUUGUUAAUCAGGGGGGUUGUGAUGCAACAUCACCCGGCAUUGGUGACAUCGCUUAUGUCAAAGAUCUCCGGACUGAGAAAAUCGUCACGACAAAAUUCCGUUGCUCGCAAUUUGGAACAUAUCGUCAUUUUUUCCUGAAGUCUGGAUGGGCGAUGAUGAACGAAUGCUUUGAAAAACAAUGUCCUCAUGGUUUUGCUUUUCACCAAAAAUUUCUUCUUCAAACUGACUCGUCAGGAUCUUUCAGUUACAGUGUGGUUAGCGAUACAUCAGGAAUCCGUCAAAAUUCAACCGCAUCCAUAGGUUGUGACAAAGGAGUGUGCUGCAGUUGUUUUAGUCCACCAGGUAGCACAGAAGAUCUCUGUGGCACCGAUUGUAAGGCAAAACCUGGCGCAACAUUGACAAAGAAUGUUUAUUCAUGGUUCUGGGUGAGAUCAUCUUUUCCAAAGAAAGUUUGGAACAAAUGCAUGGAUUAUAAAGUUUCUGAAGCUGACGGAGACGAGGUCUGGUACAAGUUGGUUGGUCAAAACGCUGUUCCUAAGAGAGGUCGUUGUCCUCCAAACAAUCCUCUUUUAAAUGAUGGGAUUAUAGUUGUUCCUGAUAGUAAAACCGUUAAUAAAAUUCCAGCAGUUUCAGGAAUACUAAAAUUUCGAAAAGACAAUCAAAAACUUUAUGUAAGGUCAAAUGAAAGAUGGAAUGCGAUUGCUGAAGAUAAAAAGGUGGACCAACUUAAAGCUACCUUUACUUCGGUGGUUGCAAAUCUUACGGCCAAUUUGAAUGAAUUGACACGGAUUUUAGAAAUGAAAGAAGCUUGUAUUCAAACUCAUGCAGCCAGUUGCGCCCAUUAUUAUAAAUGCGGAAUGAGACAAGACGAUGUUUAUACGAUCAAUCCAGAUGGCAUGGGAUCGUUCCGAGUCUAUUGUGAUAUGAACAGAGAUGGGGGAGGCUGGACCGUGUUCCAAAGAAGACAAGAUGGAAGUCAAGAUUUCUUCCUUGGAUGGUCAGAGUAUAAAGCAGGCUUUGGUGAUCUUAACGGCGAGUUCUGGUUGGGCCUUGAUAAAAUACAUCGUUUGACCAAAUCUGGUCAAAAUGUUCUAAGAGUUGAUUUGAUGGAUUUCAAUGGCGCUGAACGUUACGCUAAAUAUGGAACGUUUAGUGUGGCUGAUGAAUCAGACAAAUACAGAUUGAACAUUGGAAGUUAUUCAGGUACCGCAGGUGAUUCUCUUGAUUUUCACAAUCAAAUGCAGUUCUCUACCAAGGAUAGCGACAAUGAUGCUUAUAGUAGUGGUAGUUGUGCUACGAACUGUAAAGGAGCUUGGUGGUACAACAGCUGUUAUAAAUCCAGCCUCAAUGGCCCGUACCUGGGUGCAGGCAGUUUUAAUAACAGAGGAAUAAUGUGGUACCAUUGGAAAAAUUCUUACCAUUAUUCUUUUAAAAGAUCGGAGAUGAAAAUUCGUCCAAAUUAGUUUCAAAAUAAAGACGAGCUUUAGGAGAGACAUAAACAUAUUUACGUCGAAGAAAAUCAAGUCAUUUCUGAAUCGUUAACAGAACAAUGUGAAUUUUUAUUUUAGAAACUAUAAUGUUUUAUAUAGAAAUAGUUAACCGGAGGCUAUAAUAAACUGAAAAAUAAAUUACACGUUUGAAACUAUUUACUCAGUAUUUUAAGUAGUUACGCUACGACUGACAACGAUAAGUUUCUUAAGUAUCUCAGACAAUAAAUCUAUAUACAAGAUAGAAUUCCGCACAACCGGUGAUUUUAAGGUGCACCGUAAAAGAACAUUUAAAGCACCGUAAAAGAAUCAUAUACGUCCCAUGCAUGGGUAUUCAGAAACCAACUACAAAUUCAUGUU
Molecule: messenger RNA, 2559 nt
Organism: Dendronephthya gigantea
Lineage: Eukaryota; Metazoa; Cnidaria; Anthozoa; Malacalcyonacea; Nephtheidae
Exons: 14
Coding region: 118-2175 (685 amino acids)
Source: RefSeq, a predicted model, not a curated record